AUAUUUCUUUAACUCACACUCUUCACCAUAUUUCUUUUACUUACAUAUUCAUACUUAAAUAAAAUGUUCUUCCUCCAUUCUCUUCACCAACCCCAAACUCCUUAUCCUCACUCCCAUUCACCAAACCCUCUCACCCCUAACCGUGACCCUAACAGAAACGGUUACAUCAAGUUCCGAACAACUCACCGUGACAAUCUCCGUUACCUAAAAUCCCUAACCAUAAUCCACCCCAACACCAAACCCAACAACCUCCCCCACCCCGACGCCGUCCACCACAUCCUCGCCACCGUCACCUUCCUCAAAUCACAUUCCUUCUCCGACGAAGACAUCCCCCGUCUCGUCCACCACUCUCCCAAACUCUUCUCCACCUCCUUCAACCCCACAGACCUCUCCCCCGUCUUCACCUUCCUCUCCAACGACCUUCUCGCCACCGCGGAAGAAUCCCGCGGCCUCAUCCUCCGUUGUCCCAACCUCCUCUUCACCGAUCCCAACCACUUUCUCAAACCAACACUCCACUUCCUAAACGAAAUCGGAAUCCGCGGAUUAAACCGGCCGACGAACCGGAACGCGCAUCUGUUGAACACGCGCGUGGAGAAGCUGCGGCUGAGAGUGCAAUUCAUGGAGGAGGUGGUGGGGUUUACUCACGACGAAGCGGUUAACGCGUGUGCGAGGCUGCCGGCGAUAUUGGGAUAUGAUUUGGAGAAUAAUUUGUGGCCGAAGUUUGUGUAUUUGGUGAAAGAGAUGGAGAGGGAUUUGGAGGAGUUGAAAAAGUUUCCUCAGUAUUUUGGGUUUAGUUUGGAGAAGAGGAUUGUUCCGAGGCAUUUGCAUUUGAAGGAAAGAGGUGUUAGGAUUCCUUUGAAUAGAAUGUUGAUGUGGGGGGAUGAAAAAUUUUAUGCCAAGUGGAAGUGAAGUGAAUUAGCAUCAUCAUUUGAACUUGAAUUAUCUAAAGAAAGUUGGAAAGUAGAAUUUUGCACUUAUAGUAUGCUCACAUAAGUUUGACACUAAUACAGUAGAUAAUUUGACUUUUCA
This is a messenger RNA of Vicia villosa (hairy vetch), 1029 nucleotides long. Its product is annotated as transcription termination factor MTEF1, chloroplastic-like. The record is from RefSeq and is a predicted model, not a curated record. Gene Ontology annotation, biological process: regulation of DNA-templated transcription. Gene Ontology annotation, molecular function: double-stranded DNA binding. Lineage: Eukaryota; Viridiplantae; Streptophyta; Magnoliopsida; Fabales; Fabaceae. The transcript has a single exon. Bases 64 to 909 code for a protein of 281 amino acids.